Messenger RNA from Melospiza georgiana, 1676 nucleotides. RefSeq names its product probable D-lactate dehydrogenase, mitochondrial. Gene Ontology annotation, cellular component: mitochondrion. NCBI's taxonomy places the organism in Eukaryota, Metazoa, Chordata, Aves, Passeriformes, Passerellidae. The record is from RefSeq and is a predicted model, not a curated record. Gene Ontology annotation, biological process: lactate catabolic process. Gene Ontology annotation, molecular function: D-lactate dehydrogenase (NAD+) activity; FAD binding; D-lactate dehydrogenase (cytochrome) activity.
UCUUGUCCCGUUGCAACAUGGCCCUGCGGAGGGUGCUGGCGCUGGCAGCAGCCCUGGGGCGCCGCAGCUGCUGCUCCAAGCCCUCGCUGCCCCCUGACUUCGUGGAGGCCCUGAGGGCCGUGGUCGGGGCCCCCAAUGUCUCCACGGCCACAGCGGUGCGGGAGCAGCACGGCCACGAUGAGUCCAUGCACCCGUGUGCCCCCCCGGACGUGGUGGUGUGGCCCCAGGCGGUGGAGCAGGUGCAGGAGCUGGCAGCCCUCUGUCACCGCAGCCGUGUGCCCAUGGUGCCCUUCGGCACCGGGACCGGCCUGGAAGGAGGCGUCAAUGCCGUGCAGGGCGGCGUCUGCUUUGACCUGAGCCGCAUGGACGCCAUCGCAGAGCUGAGCCUCGAGGACUUCUCGGUGGCGGUGGAGCCCGGUGUCACCCACAGGGCCCUCAAUAAGCACCUGCGUGGCACCGGGCUCUGGUUCCCUGUCGACCCUGGGGCGGAUGCCUCGCUGUGUGGCAUGGCUGCCACGGGUGCCUCGGGCACCAAUGCUGUGCGCUACGGCGCCAUGCGCCCCAACGUGCUCAACCUGCGCGUGGUGCUGCCGGACGGGCGCCUGCUCCACACCGCCGGCCCUGGCCGCCAUCCCAGGUGGGCGCUGGGGGCUGGGGGGCCGUGCUGGGCCUGCCCUGUGCCAGGGGAGUGCCGCUCACCAGCUCUGUGCAGGAAGCGGGCGGCCGGCUACGACCUGACCUCACUCUUCGUGGGCUCUGAGGGCACCCUGGGCUUCCUGACCCAGGCCACGCUGCGCCUGCACCCGCUGCCCGAGGCCUCUGCUGUCACCAUCGCCUCCUUCCCCAGCGUGGGGGCGGCCGUGGCCUGCACCGUGCAGGUGCUGCAGGCUGCCGUGCCCGUGGCCCGCAUCGAGUUCCUGGAUGAGGUGAUGGCUGAUGCCUGCAGCCGCUUCAGUGAGAUGGGGCUGCCAGUGGCGGCCACGCUCCUCCUGGAGCUGCACGGCUCCCGGCAUAGCCUGGCUGAGCAGCAGCAGCAGACGGAGGAGAUUGUGCAACAGAACGGUGGCUCCAGCCUGGCCUGGGCGGAGGGGCAGGAGGAGCGGGAGCGGCUCUGGUCCAUGCGCCACAACGCCUGGUACGCUGCCCUGGCCCUGCGGCCCGGCUGCCAGGGCUACUCCACUGACGUCUGUGUGCCCAUCUCCCGCCUGCCUGAUGUGGUGGUGGAGACCAAGCAGGACCUGCAGGCCUCCAACAUCACUGGACCCAUGGUGGGACACGUGGGCGAUGGCAACUUCCACUGCAUCCUCGUCUUCAACUCCCAGGACCCGGAGGAGGCCCAGCGCAUCCACGCCUUCACCGAGCGCCUGGGCAGGCGGGCGCUGGCAGCAGGGGGCACCUGCACCGGGGAGCACGGCGUGGGGCUGGGCAAGCGGGCACUGCUGCAGGAGGAGCUGGGCCCGGAGGGCCUGGACACCCUGCGCUCCAUCAAGGCUGCACUCGACCCCCACAACCUCAUGAACCCUGGCAAGGUGCUCUGAGGGGCAGCACCAGCACUGCGCUGGCACUGGGGAGCCUCAGCCCCUGGAGGCAAGGCCAGGGUGGCCAUGCUGCCCUGCAGUGCCACUGCAGGUGUUCCUACUGAUCACCCUAUCCCCACUUCUGGGGGUCAGGGAUCC